GGACCCGGCCGGUCCGUCACUGAAAAUCCUCCCCGCUUAAGUGGACCGACAGGAAGUUGUUCCCUCACUGAAAGUAUUCCGACCUGCGCAGCCGCAGAAAUCAUCCGCGCCCCCAACGGCCAGACGUUUAGCCGCCUGUGGUUGGGUGGAUGCGGAGCAGGUUCAGCGGAACAUGGAGCGCUGUCUGCGUGGAUGAGCAUUUAAAAUCCAGCUGAUCAUGAGUGGGCCUGUGCGUGGGAUACUAGAAGACAUGGAUCGACAGAUUAUGCCGGCCGUAUGUGAAGAGGACACAAUGUCUUCUACCUGCGUGGGGAUGUCAGAUUUGUCCGAUGAGAUCCUGCUCUGCAUCCUCCGCCAUGUUCCUGUGUGUGACCUGCUGAUGAAUGUGGCGAACGUCUGCCAAAAGCUGCACACACUGUGCCACGACAAGGCCCUGCUCACCAACGUCAGCCUGUCUGAGGACUAUAAGGCUGAUGAUCUGUUGCUUCGCCACAUUAUCAAGCAGCUCGCUAAUCACGUGCAGUCUCUCUGCCUUAACGGUUGCUACUGGCUGUCAGGUUCUACCAUGGAUCAUCUCGCUCGCUGCAGAAGAGUGACUCAUCUCGAUGUCACCGGCUGCCGCCUCACUUCUACUUGUUUGUCCAGGCUCCUCUCCUCCCUCUCUUCUCUCCAGUCACUUGCCUUUGACGUGACGCCGCGCUUCCACUCCGGUCACCUCAGUUCAGAGGCGGUGGACACACUGAGCCGCCUGUCAGAGCUCAGGCAGACGCUCUUGACGCCAAGUUACGGUGUGGUGCCAUGCUGUUCCCAACUCCGCAAGCUGAUGCUGCAGUUUGACAUCUCAAAUGUGACCAGAGAUGGUGUUGGUGUUUGCUGCCAGUUGAUGGUCGGUCAGAGUAGUGUGCCACAUUACCAACAGCUGGAGGAGUUCACAGCCAGGCUGGCUCCGGGAGAGGUAAACCAGACCUUGCUUCUUCUCUACCUGGCAGUGUUCAGCGUUCACGUUCCAAAGCGUCUCAGAGUUUUCCUCGUGUCGAUUCCUGGUCCCAAUCCCGCUCACUGGCCUGCUGCUCCCUCGCUGGCUCAGAGCUUGGGUCAACGGGGGGAUCUGGUGGCCCUGCAGCUGCCUCGGACCUGGCUAGAUCCUCAGUCGCUAAAGCGAGCUCUGGAGGGAAACAGCCCCAAGCACCUCAGCUUCAGCCGCUGCCCGGUCUUCUGGCCGCAGGUGUUCCAGUCGCUGCUGGAGGGAGGAGUCAAAGACGCCACACAGCUGACCAGCCUGAACCUCAGCGGGAUCAACCAUGUUCUUCACUCGGAGUGCAGGAGUGUGGAAGAUCAGCAGCUGGCUGCUGAGACAAUGAGCCAGUUGGCGGAUUGCUGCUGCAAUGUUAAACACCUAAACCUCAUGCACACACAUUAUCACCACGAAAACUCACCCGGGCUGGAUGUCGGAACACACCUGUGUGCGAGCUUGGCUAAACUCAGACACCUGCGCUCUCUCACUCUGCCCGCCUGCGCUCUGUCAGAUGGCGUAAACGUUCAUCACAUCUCGACGCACAACAGCCCCCCUUCCCCUUUGUUCCAGGGAUUAAAGAAAGCUCCACGUGUGGGGCUCCAGAUUUACAAGCCCGACUCAGAGUCUUCUCUGUUCAGGGACAGCACCACAGGGCUCGCUUUGCUCUUAGCCGGCUGCCCUUUUUUGGAGACCUUUGAGCUCAUUGGUCCGGGUUUUGCCUCCGCGCUGCCUCGGCUCGAGCCGUGCACUCGCGCCAGCGUGGAUCCUCGCGGUAUGUGCGCUUGGGCACGAGGAGUAGCCGACGCACACUUAGCAGCACUCGGGGAUUUGCCUCGAUUGCGUCGUCUGACUCUGGCGGGACUCCCUGGGGUCCUUAGGGGGACGGGACUGGUACGGCUGUCCAGGCAGUGUAGAGACCUGCGAGUAUUAUCCCUGGCCAAUCUGGGAUCCCUGAAAACCAUGAACUACAACACUGCCUUGCUGGAUACACUGAAGGAAUGCACACAACUACAGGAACUAAGGUUAGAGCAGCCCUACCUGAACGCCAACGCGUCGUUCUUCGAGGCUCUGUCCUGCUGCUCCCGUCUGCAGCGCGUCUGCAUUAUCUCACGCAGCGGCACCUUCGACCCGUCGGCCCUAGAGACCUUCAUGGAGCACUGCCGCUGCGUCAUCAUGUGUCACGUGUUCAUGAGCGGCACCUUGGUGGCCUGCCGGACGCUGCAGAAAACUCUCAUGGACAGAUUUUCGUCUGAACGCCCGGCUCUCAGCGUGGUCAUCUAUCCGUUGCAACACGAGGACCUGCCUUCAGUCAUGAGAGAGAUUCCACUAACGCUGCUGGAUCGGAUAACUUUGUUUCAGAGCCACGUAGCUCAGCCGCCACAUUUAUCGCCGCUGUGACGUCACCCAGAAAGCUUCAGUGUGACUGGAGCUCAGCAGCUCAGAGCCUUUCCUUCUGUAGGUAAUAAAAGUCACAAAUGAAAGAGUCUGUCAUCUGUACUCUGAUUUCUAAUUGUGUGUUACAUCAGCUGUUUCAGGCUGCUCCACAGCAGUGCAUCCACUGUGAUUGUUUACACUGACAUGCCACUCUACCCAUGGUCUCCGAAGGGAAGGCUAAUCAAGUUAGAGUUUAUUGGUCCAGGUCAUUUCAUAUCCGAGGCCUCUGGGGCCUAAGUUGUGUCUUCGUUUGGCCACUAUGUUACUUUCAAAGUUAGUGCCAAAAACAUAACAAAUAUGGGGUUCAUUUGUACUGAUAGCUUUGUACCUGAGGCUAUGAAUCAGAAUGUCAUAAUAAGUCAUAAUAAACUCCAUUUUUAAUUCUU
Molecule: messenger RNA, 2835 nt
Organism: Mugil cephalus (flathead mullet)
Lineage: Eukaryota; Metazoa; Chordata; Actinopteri; Mugiliformes; Mugilidae
Gene: fbxl18
Product: F-box and leucine-rich repeat protein 18
Exons: 7
Coding region: 218-2413 (731 amino acids)
Biological process (GO): SCF-dependent proteasomal ubiquitin-dependent protein catabolic process
Cellular component (GO): SCF ubiquitin ligase complex
Molecular function (GO): protein binding
Source: RefSeq, a predicted model, not a curated record